Messenger RNA from Thelazia callipaeda (thelaziosis nematode), 366 nucleotides. The record is from the annotation of a GenBank genome assembly. NCBI's taxonomy places the organism in Eukaryota, Metazoa, Nematoda, Chromadorea, Rhabditida, Thelaziidae.
AUGUCAGUGGAAGCACUGUUAAAAUCUUUGAAAACCUUUGCCACGAGCCCUAAUGAAGAUUACACUGAUCGUCUACAUAGUUGCAUUACUGUAAACUUACUUAUCACUCUAAGUAUAAUCACAGCAUGGAAAGUAUUCAAUGGAGAUCCUAUUCACUGUAUGCUAUCUUCACCUUUACCUAAUUCUUGGCUUGCGAUGUAUGCAAAUAAUAGUGAUAAAAAGAAAAACGAUAAUAAUAUAAUAACGGUGAUGAUAACGAUGAUUGAUAAAUGUGAAGCGAUCGUGAACAAAUAUAUUCGAGAUAUCGUAGAACAAGGUUUCUGGACAUCUAUCAAAGUAACAUUUGGCAAGCUGGAAUACAAAUAA